CCACGUGCCAUGUGCUCUUGGAGUGACCUACGCUAGCGAGGGGGGAAGGGAUGAGCGAACGGAGGGUAUAAGAGCUCUCAGAUGACGUUCCAAGAGUGUAACAAUGUGACGUACACUUGUGUAUGCCAAACACUCAACACUCUCUACACCCGUAUACGAACACCUUAAAGGGACAGUACAUCAUCGCCUUUGGAAACGAGUACCCAUCGUAUAGCUUUCAAUUUAAAACGCCAACAUGUGGAAGUUGCAUCUGUAUUAUUAAGUGAUCAAGUUUAAUUGCACACAACGAGAAACUGUUCAAGUUUUGCUAAUGGAUUUCAUGCACGUUGGGCGUUUAUUUUGACGGGGGAGAAUACGGCGUUCUUGUGUAACACUGUUGGAGCCCGGCUGUGGAUGAUUUGAUGACUGUGAUAAUGAAGGUGAUGAUUUUGAUUGCUCUAAUCAAAUAAAGCAACUGGUGGUUUACAGAUGCUGUUCUUCCGAGUUGUUAAUACAUCUAGAUGGAAAUAUUUUUCGGGAGGUAGUGAUAUGAUCGACCAGAUUACAGACGUGGAAGACACACUUGUGAAGAGAGUACGACAGUGUGGGAUUAAGAUCAACGGUGUUUGUUUAUGUUGAGACGAGUACAGCAUCUACAAUGAAAUAAAAGGAGUCUGAAGGUCCAAGUCGUCUGUUUCGGCCUUAGCCAUGGGUUCAAUUGGUAACGCCAACGAGGGGGCUCGUGGUUUACCCACAGACAUCCUCAAGUCGAGCCCGUACCUGACGAUUGUGAUCUUGGUGGCGGGCGUUACGGGCGGCCUGGCGUUGGUCAUCGGGGUCAUAUUCUUCUGCAAGUACUGCGUCAAGAGGAGGCGGUUACCGGCAAGAGAUCCAGCCUUCUUCACUCCACUACCAUUGGAUUUAGAUUUAGACAACAGAUCACGCUUAGUGCGGCUUGAAUCAAGGUCAGAUGAUAUACGUUUACCAUUGGGCGAAGAGGAUGGUUCACCAGAAAGGCUACUUGGAGACGACGAAGAAAAUGUUGACUCCUGCAUAGCGGACUAUCUAGCGAAUGGAGACGCGCAUUCUAUGGAGCAUUUACCUGAUAUUCCCGAAGAAGACCCACAAAUGAUAAUAGGAGAAGUAGAAACGUCCACAGCGGACUUUGAUACAGACCGUGCAGUAGACGCCGAGCAUUCACCCGUAUCCCCACGGCGGGUCUCCUUCCAAGUCAUUCCCAUCAAACAGAAACAGGCCAAGUAUGUCCGCAGAUUUACUGAGGGAGAUUUUCAUCACUUGAAGACGUCUCGUAUAAAACCGUCCGGUGACUCCAUGAAGGCCUUCUCUUUGGAUUAUGACUGUCACCGGAGCAUGGAGAACCGGAACCAUUCCAGUGGACGUAGUGCCCGGACCAGCCUACCCACUCCUGAUGACCUACAAUGGCAGAAGCCUCUUGGUGCUGAUGUGCUACUUCAACCCCGUGGCAUGACCGUAAAGGCCCAGGUUCACAUCCAACCGACGGAUGAGAACAAAGAUCCGGAAGUUAAGUCCCGGGAACCCUCCCCGGGUGGGCAACCACGUCUUCAUGUGCCAACCCAUCUACAACUUCGCUCAUCACCACGAAAGAAUCGAGAGAAGGCUGCUGACAUUGACCGAGAUAGUGAGUCCAAAGGGUUUGUGCCCAUACCGCCAGAGAAUGCGGCUGGGUUUGCCGAGCCCAUAGGCAGCGUUUGCUCCGAGGGCCAUGUAAAGAAUACCAAAGGACAGCGCCGUGGUCCCGGUGGCGCACCAAGAUUCCAUCCUCCACCCCAAAUUGAAAUUUGUGAGAAGCCCACUCCAGACAAAGAGAGACGAACAGGAGACUAUCGAGAAUUGUGGCAACUUCGUACAACCCUAGAAAUGGAAGAUACAGGGAGCUUGAGCUCUGAACCUGAUACCGUUAUCCCGGUUGAGGAGGUGAAAUCAGAGGCGUCUGCACCGGAGGGCGACGGUGACAGCAGCCAGUAUCUUGAGCCUUCUGACUCUGCCUUGUCGCCUACAGACACGUCAGCGGCAGAGGCCGAUGACGGCAAGAACAGACUCACUGUUGUGCAGAGAUACAAGUUCAACACGCAUGGUAAGAAUGACAGCUUCGAGCAGAUGUUCAGUAGUAUCAGUACCGAGGAGUCAGACACCUCUGAGAGGAGCAAAGGAGGUGACAGCUCUGGCAAAGACAGUGCUAGUAAGCUUAAACAAAUGCAGGCUGACAGUGGCUACACGUCUAUAGAGCAUAAAAAUGAGGUCUCUGAACAGCAGAAGCGAUAUCUGUUCGCAUCUGCUGACAGAGACAGCACAAGUUUGGAGAGUUGUGCUCCAGCAUUGUCGAGUGAAAGCAGCCCGAUAGGAGAAAGACCAACAUCAUCUGGAACAGAUAGCGCAGUACUAACUGAGAGUGGCAAGGAGGAGCCACUGCCAAAUAUACACGGAGUCCGGAGGAGAAGCGACCGGCGGACAGCCUCGACGAAACGACGGGAGUUUAUAGCAGAAAAGGGAGAAGCUAUUUUCGGUAGCUUCAGCUUCCCCGAGGAGGAGAGUGAAGCGGACUCACAGACCAUCACAGGCUCGAUCUCUGCCAGUGAGAAGUCUAUCGGUAUAGCUUCGGACUCUCAGGGUGAUUCCCCGGAACGAUUGCGCGGUGCAAAUCGAGUCGGUCGAAUAUUCCGUAUCCAGGGAGAGAAUCGACUGCGAGUGUAUCCCAAGGGGAGAGACUAUAGUAUUGAUGAGAAAACUGACGCACUGUUUAAGGAGUUUAUGCGAUCGGACGCCUUGUUUGAUGCGCCUUCAUCGAGGCGUAGCCGUCCACCACGUGGACGCAGGCUGCAGUUACACCACAAGCAACACAGUGACUCAGUUGUUGAGCCUACUCGUAAAAUGGAAGUGCCAUCAACAUCCGAUGGCAGAAGUGCUAGUUUUGAUCACAGAGGGGAAUCGGCCAAGGAAAGACUAACUCAUCUGUUGCCUGGAAACAGUUCAGGUCGUAAACUCAGCCCUCAGGACAGUUUAGAAGAGGAAUACCUCCGCAAAGAAAGUAACAAAAUAUGGGGUCAGGGUCAGCCUCCAACCAGGAAACGUGACCCUGAUGAUAAACCGUCCAGAGAUCAUGAACCUCCACCAAGUCGACAUGAACUUCCGCCAGGUCGACAUGAACCUCCACCAGGUCGACAUGAACCUCCACCAGGCCGACAUGAACCUCCGCCAGGUCGACAUGAACCUCCACCAGGUCGACAUGAACCUCCACCAGGCCGACAUGAACCUCCGCCAGGUCGACACGAACACAUUGGCGAGGCUAGGGGAUCUGCGCAGGUUUCGCAGAGACUGGAACUCGAGGAUGUGUCCUGCCGACCAAGCGCCUUUCGUUGUGUCAAAAAGUCUCCCAAACUGAAAAGAUCGCAUGCCUCCAUGGGACCUGAGGACGAAGGCUCGCUGGACAAGCCACGUGCUCACGACGAACAGGCCCCAUUGUCGAAGGGGAAAAUCAUAUCUCAGACAACGUUGGUCCGACCUACAGCUAUCCAUCCAAAGGAAAGUCUACCGAGCCACGGCGGUGCGGGUCACCGUGAGUGUCCUCGUAUCGGUGGACACCACUCUUCGAAAGGAGACUUGCGAGAUGAAGGUUACCGGCACCGCGAACCCCACCCCUCCGGUGGCAGCGAGCCGCAUAUACAUCGUCGAGGUAGGAGUCCCGGGCGUGACAGAAGCCCUUGGAGAUCGCCUCAAACACCCACUGCUACCCACUCCCAAGAGGGUGAAACACCGUACUCGGAUAGGAGGGCUAAAUCACCUCUGAGGAUGCACAGUGCUGGUAGUAGCCAAGGCAGUGCUGAGUGGAGUGACGACAGAGGCUUCCUAGGCGUCCCACCCAAAGGGCACCUCGACCGGCCCCACAGUGCCUCUUCGCUUCUACGACUUCAACGCGAGGCUGCUUCGCCUCAAUUUGAGAGACAUUACAGUGAUGAAACGUACGACGCACCACGGCACAAUCGUAGCAUUGACUACGAUAGUAAAUGCGAGAGUGAACGUGACCAUAGAGGUUCCUCGGGUCGCCUCCACCCUCUACGUUAUCCUCCCGGUAGACACAUUAGACCCACAACAGUUAGAACCAGUUCAGAGACCAAUAUUUUAGAAACAAGGGACGGGCAUAAGAGGAAUCGAGCCCACGACCUUCGUCGGCAACACUACGGUAGAGCUCACAGCGCCCUCGACGUCUUUGCUGGUAACAAACUUCCACCGAAGGAACCUAUUGUCAAGCAGAGACCCACACCGGAAAGACUUUCAGUCAGGUCAAUGACAGUAGACUCGCCAACUAGUCCCAGUGCGGCAUCCAAGGAGCGGAGGCACCCACUAGACGUUCUGAAAGAUGAACGAAAACAUCCGCUGGAAGGUCUACGUGAAGACAGAAGGUACCAUUUAGAUUCUCAGAAGGAGGAUCGUAAACAUCCUCUGGAUUGUCUUAAAGAUGACCGCAAAUCCUCUAAGGAGGAAAGAAAGCAUCCCUUAGAAGGAUACAAGGAGAAGUUUAAAGACAGCAAAGCUGCACCUCUACGAUGGUGAGGUUAGGUACUGUGUUGCAAUUUGCACUCUGAAAACAGUGCUUAAAGUUUAUAUUUGUACCCACGUUUUAAAUAAUUUUGAAUGAUAAACGUACAUCAUUUUGAAAUCUUCUUAGCUUGUUUGUACCAUUCAAACACACACAAGCAGUGUUAGACAUGUAUAAACUAAAACAUGUUGCGAUCAUUUUGUGUGUUUGACUGCUACAAACAAUUUGGGCAGGUGUCAAAAUGAUUAGCAUGCUUAUCAUUUAAACGUGUGUAAAAAGGGGUAAAACAUUUUUGUUAAAAUUCUAAACACUGUUUUUUAAUAAGAGUGUAGCGUGGCUGAAUCUGGAAGUGGUUAAAGACGCACAAACUGGUAAAUAAUUGAUGAGCCUCUAAAAUGUUAUUGUAAAUAUAUUUAAUAAAGCCUAGUGCUGUGCCCAGUGGAAAGGGGAAAUAAACAUUAUGAACACAUUCAGGAUUUGAGGGGAGGGGCUAAGUCACCGUACACAAGGGGACGUUUAGCUUAAAACUAUAGUUGUGAAGGGGGAUUGUUUAUAGUAAAUUCAGCACCCACAGAACGUUGGUGCUAUUUCUAAUGCACGUAUCGGCUGAUGAUUGUGUAUAAUUCUCCAUAAUGACAUUGUGCUCGUGUACAUACAGAUUUUUUAUAUGCCUUAAUAUUUGAAAAUAAUGUUGUAUUCAAAUUCAAGCCUCCUUGACACAAGGGUUAGUGAACGUACUUUAAGAAGAGUAUUGUAGAUUGCACACAGUAUAAGGUGUCCCUUCCAGAAUGAUACUUUUUUUUUUCUUUUUUCUUUUUUAUAAUUUAAUUUAUUAUUUAUAUAAAAAACAAAUUGUAAAUAUUUCUCAGAUGGUCUGGGUAUCGAAAGAGAUGGUGAAUUCAAUUCCCAUUUUGACCAUAAAUUUUAAAUUUUAAGUAUCAGAAACCCCGAUACGUGAAAAGCACGUACAGACAUAUUUUUGUUAAAAUCUAUAGAAAAAGAAAAUAAACUAUGUGUCAAAGUUGAACAUGCGUUCCCCAGCGACGUUGUCACACAGAUAUAGGAAAAAACUGUCUUCUGCAUGUUUUGAAAUGUGUUUUCAAAGCUAAUUCAACUAAACUUAACUUGACUUUUAAAUUAAAAUCUAAAGGCAAAUAAGUGUCAGAUUUUGGGGUGAACACCUUAUUGCUCUGCAAGUGAACUGUAAAUAUUCAUUUUGUAAAUUAAAAUUUUCACAUCUCGAUUUUUUAAUGAUGUUAUGGUUGUUACAUGUACUUUGCACUUGCAUCUUGUAAUUCACUUUACGGCAGCUUUUUUAAAGAAUGUAGGUUUACUAGUGAAAAAUAAUCAAUCUACGUGUGUAAUUACAAUAAUGAUAUUAAUAAUAAUAAUAUAAACUUUUUUUUACGUUAGAAAUACGAUCAGGAAGUUGUCAUACGGAUAUGUCGUAUAUUGGACAAUAUCAUUUCAAAAACGAGGAUUUUCCCGAACUACUACGGAAGUGUCCGAUGCUUUUGUUAAAUAUUGGGUAGUUGGUGAGUAAAUGAAAAUGACCAGCAAUGUACAAUCUACAUUCAAAUGUAUACCAAACUAGCGUCAAGACUGGCUAUGAAAGCACCAACAGAAUCUAAUCAGAAAUUAAAUUAAAAUCAGCUUUAUUUUUUCAAUUGAAGUUUGAUGCCUUUAAUUAAAAAAAUGGUAUUCAAAGUUUCAAACCACCAAAACAGCACAACAUCAUGCUACACAUUUCUUACCAAGGUGGAUGAUGUUAAACACCAAACGGCUCUUGGUUGUUACGCAACAUUUGACUUCUGAUGUUUGCUGAAUUCUUAAAAGGCAGUGGACACUAUUGGUAACUACUCAAAAUAUUUAUUAGCAUAAAACCUUUCUUGGUGACAAGUAAU
Asterias rubens (European starfish) is the source of this 6459-nucleotide messenger RNA. RefSeq names its product serine/arginine repetitive matrix protein 1-like. The record is from RefSeq and is a predicted model, not a curated record. Lineage: Eukaryota; Metazoa; Echinodermata; Asteroidea; Forcipulatida; Asteriidae. Gene Ontology annotation, molecular function: transmembrane transporter binding. Gene Ontology annotation, biological process: negative regulation of voltage-gated calcium channel activity; negative regulation of calcium ion-dependent exocytosis. The coding region runs from base 688 to 4569 and encodes 1293 amino acids. Gene Ontology annotation, cellular component: plasma membrane; secretory granule. The transcript has 8 exons.